AAAACGUUACAGCAGAUUCUAAUGUGUCAUUUAUUGGGAUUACAACAUGUUUCAGAACAUACAAAUUGAGAUUGUAAAAUAAUAAAUUCAACCUUCAACCUUGUGAUUUGUUAGCAGGAUGCCAAGUAAAGAAGUCAAGUUCUGUCCAACCGCUCUCUGAACCACGAGCUCAUGUGCGCAGUACGACCCAGCACUAGGCGGCCCUAUUCUGGACUCGGCUCGGUUCUUGGUCUCUCGAUGCAGUUUCCCAUUAUUCCCGCACAUGUCGCUGCAGGCCUGACCGACGCAGGAGCCUUUAUUUUGACAGAGUAACCCGGAUAGAAAGACAGGAUGCGUUUUGUUCUGAUUCCUGGAUCGCGGACUGAGCUGCGGGCGCUUCUGUUGCUGCAGCGGUCUGUCAGUGAUGGGGGGGUAUGCGGUUCCAUACAUGUUCUUGCUACUUUGCCUCACCCUUCUACUCCUUACAGUUCCUCCUCUACGGGCCUGGGACGCGGACCUUGAGCUGUUGGACCUGGUCGAGGAGAUCCCUCAGAAUUUCUACGAGUUCAUGUCCCUGAAUCAGGAUGCUUCUGCAGUGGAGGUAAAGAAGGCAUACCGGCGCCUGUCGCUUAUUCUGCAUCCAGACAAGAACAAAGAUGAAAACGCUGAAACUCAGUUUCGACAGCUUGUUGCCAUUUAUGAAGUUCUCAAGGAUGAGGAGAAACGAAGCAAGUAUGAUGACAUCCUGGUCAAUGGGCUUCCAGAUUGGAGGCAGCCAGUUUUCUAUUACAGAAGAGUGAGAAAGAUGAGUAAUGCUGAGCUGGGCUUUCUCCUCUUCCUCAUCCUCACUGUGGGACACUAUGCAGUCAUCUGGUCCAUUUACCUAGAGAAGCAGCUGGAUGAGCUGUUGAGUAAGAAGAAGAAAGAAAAGAAAAAGAAGCUGAGUUCCAGACCUGCAGAGGAACUCAGGUGUGCUGACCCGGACCGUGCCGACAGAGUUCAGGAUCGACCACACUGGCAGGACAUCCUCCCACUAAAACUCAGCAUCUGGCUCUACCUGUCUAUCAAAAACCUGCCUCAGACUAUCCAGGAAGUGAAGCAGUACUAUGAGGACUACAAGCAGAUGAAGCAGCAGCAGCAGCAGCAGAGAGAAGCAGAAGCUGAACAAGAAGCUGUAAUCAGAGAGAAGAGGCCAAAGGUCAAAAAGCCAAAGGUGGAGUUCCCAGUCUACCAACCAUCUUCAGAGAACCUUAACUGUCAGAGCUAUGACCAGACCACGUCCAUUGAGGAGAUUGAAGACCAAAUGGAUAAUUGGCUGCAGGACUGCAAGGCUGCCAAGAAAAAGACCUCAGACUGGACAGAGGAUGAGCUCAGCCUCCUCAGCAGAUUGAUGGUUAAAUUUCCAGGAGGAACUCCAGGUCGAUGGGAAAAGAUCGCUCAUGAAUUGGGCCGAUCGGUAUCAGAUGUGACAACUAAAGUAAAACAGGUGAAAGACAACGUCCUCCAAGCCUCAGGUCUAGUUAAGCUCUCCCAUCUGAAGGUUCCAUCCCUUCCCAUUGCUGAUAGUCUGGAUGGAGCAUACGAGGAGGAGAGGGAAGACACAGUGCCAACAGUCCGGAGGAGGAACAAGAAGGCCCCAUUGGUGGAGGGCGCCGAGCUGAAGGUCAGAGGUCGUCGGCAGAGGGAUUUUGACCCUUUACUGGUGGAACAGGAGGCAGCAGAGGCCCAAGGAAGCAGGGAAAAAGCAGACCCUGUCUCUUGGACUCAGAACCAGCAGAAACUGCUAGAGCUUGCUUUGCAGCAGUUCCCCCGAGGAACAGCAGAGCGCUGGGACCGCAUUGCCAAGGUGGUCCCUGGGAAGACCAAGGAGGACUGUAUGAUUCGUUACAAGAUGUUGGCUGAACUUGUUCAGAGAAGGAAACAGGCAAAAAGCUGAAGGACCCUGCAGCUGACCUCUGACCCUCUUGGCGUAGCAUUCGUCAUACUGGUGGCCCCAGUCAGAUAUUGGGGCAGGUGAGUCACUGAAUGGACUGAACCAUGGUUUUACUUUUGUAUGUGAUGUGGUGGCAUACCUGCUUAGGUGCAUUGUUAUCAUGUGUGACAAGACUUGGGUAACAGCCACCUGACCUCUGACCUCACAGCUUCAUGUGCCUUAGUUCAGCCUGCUGUUAAACAUUAAACAAAUCACCUGUUUAGCCAAUCAAUCCUUGUAUUUAUUGUCCCACUUUGUUUCUCAUUGUUUUAGAUUCCGUAAAAAAUUGAAUAAAAAAGUAAAACUUGAUUAAGUUUGAUGUUUUCACUUAGUCCUAUUUGCUGAAUUUUAGUUUUAUGUUAAAGCUGCUCUGUGUAAAUAAAACUGAAACAUUAAAGACAAAUACUCUGUUUUGUGA
Betta splendens (Siamese fighting fish) is the source of this 2369-nucleotide messenger RNA. It is a transcript of the gene dnajc1, whose product is annotated as DnaJ (Hsp40) homolog, subfamily C, member 1. Bases 404 to 1915 code for a protein of 503 amino acids. NCBI's taxonomy places the organism in Eukaryota, Metazoa, Chordata, Actinopteri, Anabantiformes, Osphronemidae. The transcript is spliced from 12 exons. The record is from RefSeq and is a predicted model, not a curated record. Gene Ontology annotation, cellular component: endomembrane system.